Messenger RNA from Dermacentor albipictus, 1599 nucleotides. Its product is annotated as alpha-galactosidase A-like. Lineage: Eukaryota; Metazoa; Arthropoda; Arachnida; Ixodida; Ixodidae. The record is from RefSeq and is a predicted model, not a curated record. Gene Ontology annotation, molecular function: alpha-galactosidase activity. Gene Ontology annotation, biological process: glycoside catabolic process; oligosaccharide metabolic process. Gene Ontology annotation, cellular component: cytoplasm.
AUGGCAUUCUUGCAAGUUAUACGGUUUUCAUGGACGCUUGUUUUUCUGCUCGCGCUGGACGCCGAGUCCCUGGAAAACGGCCUGGCUCGCACUCCACCCAUGGGUUGGAUCACGCGGACGAGAUUCAUGUGCAAUCAGUGCGCACUCGGCCGCUACGAAAACUGCCUCACUCACAGCCUUAUCACCGAGAUGGCUGACCGCCUGAUGUACGAUGGCUACAAGGCUGCUGGCUACGAGUACGUAAUUAUCGAUGACUGCUGGAGCUUCUAUUACCGCAGCCAAGGGAAGCUGAUUGGAGACACGCGGCGUUUUCCGCGGGGCAUAAAAGCAGUCGCUGAAGAGGUCCACGGCAGGGGACUCAAGUUUGGUAUCUACACCGACAUUGGGACGAAAACAUGCGGAGGCUACCCCGGAAGUUUCGGCUACUACAAAACUGACGCUCAGACGUUCGCUGACUGGGGAGUGGAUUACGUCAAAGUUGACGGCUGUUCUGCAGAUCCAAAGCAAAUGGACGAUUUGUACGUGGAAAUGGGCGAGGCUCUCCGGUCAACUGGAAGACGAAUGAUGUAUUCUUGUGAGUGGCCUCUGUACCAGCAGAAAGCUGGAAUUAUGCCCAACUACAAGAACAUAUCGAAAACGUGCAACUUGUGGCGGAACUACGACGACAUUGGCUAUUCCUGGGACAGCAUCUACAAUACUGUCAAAUAUGAAGCCACCAACCAAGAAAUAUUGGCAGAAGUGUCGGGGCCUGGCGCUUGGACUGAUCCCGACGCGAUUGUUACUGGAAACUACGGCUUGACAAUUGAGCAAGAGCGCAUCCAGAUGGCUUACUGGGCCAUAAUGGCAGCGCCUAUGAUCAUGUCGAACGACCUUCGAAGCAUUAAUAGGGAAUCCAAGGAACUGCUCCUCAACAAGUACAUAAUAGCUGUCAACCAAGAUCCGCUGGGACUAAUGGGAAGGCGCCUGUCAAAGAUAAAUAACACGGAGCUCUGGGCCAGAUGGGUAACUCCAAAACUGCCCGAUGGUCGCAUGUCCCUGGCUGUUCUUGUACACAACGCCAACGUCCUUGGUGGACCCUCGAGAAUAGUUCUUGGAAUCUCUGACCUAGACCUGGAUAGCCCAGACGGUUAUCAGGUCACCGACUUGGUUCGUGGCAACACAUUUAUCGGAGUCUUCUACCCAGGCCAGAGCCUCACAGUAACCCUGCCACCAUCGGAUCUUUUGUUCAUCAAGGCCACUGUGAUCCAAGUUUGAAAAGCUCAUGGGACAUCUGAAAAAACAUGAUAGUUGGUUUAGGUGUCUUAGAAAAACACUGGAAGCACCCUCGCAUCAAAUGUUUAUAAUUUAGGUGAAUUCCUUAGGUCAUUGUGAGCUAUGUCCUCACACUAUGCCUCUUCAUAGGCCUGUGAGGUCUUUCUAAAUAAAUAAAUAAUAGCACCGCGAAUUACGGUAUUGGCACAGCAUGAUCGUCCCAGUUCGCCUCUGUGUUAUUAUUCAUAUCCUAGCUGUAUCAUUUUGUCACGCCACUGGACGCUGUAUUACUCCCAUGAGAUGAGCUGACAGGGCGCCGUAGCAAUAUCUGUUGCCCGCCAUUGUGUC